UAUUUUUUCUGUAACUUGACAAUUGUCACUUUAGUCUUGAUUUUUCGUCAAUCGUCAAUCUAAGCGAGAUCCGAAUUCUGAAAUUUUCGUCGAAAAAAUUAUUUUCAUUAACAUUUGCAGAAUUUCAGGGCUUUUAUUGCCGUGUAAAUUUCACUUUGAAAUUUAACUUCUUCUGUCAUCUGUGAUAUUUUCGUCAGAACCAUGGCCGAUUCAAAUGCAAAUGAUAAUACUACUUGUGUAGUAUGUUUUAAAACUGUUGAAUAUUUCUCUAUUGGAGAGUGUGAUCAUCCCGUAUGCUUCGAGUGUUCAACCCGUAUGAGAGUGCUGUGUUUGCAAAAUGAAUGCCCAAUCUGUCGUCAAGAUCUUGCGAAGGUCAUUUUUACUGACACCGUCAAGCUCUUUAAAGAAGUCUGCAACAAGGUGUUUAUAGAUAGACUCUUUGAAAGACAGUUUAAAAUAGGCUUUUGUAGUGAAGAGAUAAAGAAAGCUUAUGAAGAAUUACUGGAGAAUAAUUGUAAGCUCUGUGACAAUGUGCACUUCCGCACUUUCAAUAUGCUGAGUGAUCAUAUGCGAAAGGUGCAUGAAAGAUAUUUCUGUGACCUCUGUGUAAAACAUUUGAGGAUUUUUACAAGCGAAAGAAAGUGCUACACUCGUCAGGAGUUAGCCCACCACAGACGGAAAGGAGAUGUCGAUGACACCUCUCAUAGAGGCCACCCACUUUGUGAAUUCUGUGAGGAGCGGUUUAUGGAUGCGGAUGAAUUAUAUCGUCAUUUGCGUAAAGAGCAUCUUUAUUGUCAUCUCUGUGAUGUCGAUGGACGUAAUCUAUACUAUGCUUCACAUGCAGCUCUGGCACAUCACUUUAGGACUGAACAUUUUCUAUGUGAGGAGGGUGAUUGUGCUGGACAACAUCUUACCGCUGUGUUUAGGAGUGAAAUUGAUCUCAAGGCUCACAAGGCAACAGUUCAUGGUCGUGGAAUGAAUCGUGGUGCGGCUCGACAGGCUCGUACUCUUGAGCUGCAAUUCAAUAUCACGCCCCAUCCUACCGCAGUAGUACAACGAGUCACUAGAGAGCGUAUAGAACGCUCACCGUCCCCACCUCCAGCGGCUCCAGCACCUCGAAUUGACCCAGCCAGCGAUGAACAGUUUCCACGAUUGUCUGCUGCUGCGCCAGCCCCGCCUAACCUCUUAGGUGCUCCUUCGAGGCUCUAUAAAGGUGCUGAUGGGCUGGCUCGGACGGAGCGAAAUUUCCCAGCAUUGGACGGAUCCGGAUCUGGAACAUCACGUGCGCCCGUAUCUAAAAGCAACGGGCCGGUAGCCUCUGCUGUACUCAGAAAUUCAAAGCAACCGUCAGUGUCCAUACAAGUGCAUAGUCAACCGGCAAGCGCCAGCAACUUCAGGUUGACUCAGACUUCAGGGAAUCGUAUUACGAUACCAAAGAAGCCGCUCUUUGAUGAAGACUUUCCUUCACUCUCCGUUCCUAAGGAUGAUCAUCCAAGUAUUGGUGCUGGAACCGUCCAACCUGCUAAGGUUACCCUUAUAAAUAGUGAAGAAAUGCAGUCCAUGAAGGCCACGAAACCAAGGCAACCGAAGAAACAGUCUUUAAAUACCGAAGCGUUUCCAGCUCUACCAUCUUCUUCGGCACCCACUUCUCCACCGCAAUGGAUUACCGUAUCCAAACCGAAAGAAAAACCUAAACGUGUUCCAGAACCAGUAAAAACUUUCAAUCCAGUAGCUGAUUUUCCUACCCUCAACGCGAAGUCUAAAAAGAAAACUCCCACUCAACCCGUUCCGACACAAAAUGACAAAAAGAAGAAGAAAAAGAAAGAUAUGGAACCAGUCAACGGUGUACCGGACGAAUUUAUAAUUGCCAGUGUUAAUAAUAAUAACAAUAGCGGUGAAGGUGAUAAAAAAAUUAAGACAACAGUUGAACCGGAUAGAAAAGUGAUAGUUGAUAAAAAAGAAAAAGCUACAGAAUCGCGGAGCGGGGACUUCGCACUAAAGGCGCAAGAGUUUCCCUCGUUAAAUCCAAGAGAACCAAGUGUGAAUAAAAGUGUUAAAGUGAAUGUGCCGAUCAGUAAAGUGGUUAGUAAAGUGAAUGGAGUGCCUCCAGGAUUCAAGAAGCGUCAAGCGUGUGAUAUGACGUUUACGAAUUCGUCUGGUCAAACGUUUCCGGCGCCGGUGCACAAGUACAUACCGCCUUUGGAUUUUGAGAACCGAAACAGGGCUUUGGUUAAGAAUUUCGCCGCUGCACUGGGUACAGCUGCGGCGGUGGAGGAUUUUAAGGUUGCAUCGAGAGCGUUCCGCGAUAACAUUACAACUGCCGAAGAGUUCUAUGAGCAUUGUAAAAUAGCUUUGGGGAACAAAUUGGAUGAUCUGCUCCCAGAAUUAGUUGCCCUGUUGCCAGAUAUUGGUAAGCAGCAAGAAAUAAUCGUGGGAAAAAGUAUUCCGUCUCUUGACGUUUGCUCGACUUGUGGUCAAGUUAUCGCGCGGGCUGAUUCUAUUGCUCACGAUACAGCGCAUUGGCCGCCAUUGGCCCCUCGUUAAUUUAAUAAUAGUCACUGACCCAAUUCAGCAAUUGUUUGAAAUUUUGACAGAUUUUCUUAGUACGAAAACCCGGUUGUUUGAAACGGUGGAAAGUA
Messenger RNA from Pieris napi, 2639 nucleotides. Its product is annotated as E3 ubiquitin-protein ligase ZNF598. Gene Ontology annotation, biological process: rescue of stalled cytosolic ribosome; protein ubiquitination. Gene Ontology annotation, molecular function: ubiquitin protein ligase activity; ribosome binding. Lineage: Eukaryota; Metazoa; Arthropoda; Insecta; Lepidoptera; Pieridae. The coding region runs from base 202 to 2544 and encodes 780 amino acids. The record is from RefSeq and is a predicted model, not a curated record. The transcript is spliced from 12 exons.